Molecule: messenger RNA, 5617 nt
Organism: Sardina pilchardus (European sardine)
Lineage: Eukaryota; Metazoa; Chordata; Actinopteri; Clupeiformes; Clupeidae
Gene: rbm47
Product: RNA binding motif protein 47
Exons: 9
Coding region: 669-2489 (606 amino acids)
Cellular component (GO): nucleus
Molecular function (GO): mRNA binding
Source: RefSeq, a predicted model, not a curated record
GUUUGGUGAGUUUCAGGGCAGGGAACACACACACACACACUCACACAAAGAGAACAGGUUGCACAGCCCAGUCAGUGAGAAAUUACACUAAACAUUUCCUUCUGCAGAGGUUGAUUCAGAGAAGCCUCUCUCUCAGGCAACACAUAGAGAUUUGCCCACACCACUUUUCUACCUCAGCGGAGAUUUUGACUACUGACUACUGUCUACUGUAUAAGGAGAAGCAACAGCAGGGAACUGAAAGAGAGAACAACAGAAACCAAAAGAAAAAAAGAAGAGAAACUGUCGAGGAGAAGAAGACUCUUGCUGGCGCCGCAGGGAAGAGCUCAGUUGAGAGAAGACCCCCGAGCCCCACACUGGGAGCCGAGAGAGAGAGAGAGAGAGAGAGAGAGAGAGAGAGAGAGCAGCAGACGCGGCCGUCGAGGGGGCAGAAGAAUGAGCCUGUUUGGAUGUUUGUGCUCCUCAGUUUGAUCACCAGGGCCAUCAGGACUCACUCAGCUGCACAGCUUGACUGCCCAGGUGGAGACAGUGUGUGUAGAGCUGAGCAGUGUUGAGAGGGGAGAAGAGAAAAGGAAGGGCGAAGAGAACGCCAGUGUGUGUGUGCGUGUGUGUGUGUAUGUGUCAGUCACAGCACAUCACAGAAGGAGGCAGCUCUGAUUGGAUGUGUCAGAAUGACAGCAGAAGACUCCACCUGUCCUGUCGCCAUGAGUAACGCAAGCGCCUCUUCCACCACCAACCCCGUGGCCUCCGUCCCCGAGGGCGUAGCGGGAGCCCAGAACGAAGCCGCGCUGCUGGCCCUGAUGGAGCGCAGCGGCUACCAGAUGGUCCAGGAGAACGGCCAGCGCAAGUACGGCCCGCCGCCGGGCUGGGAGGGUCCGGCGCCGCUUCGCGGCUGCGAGAUCUUUGUGGGCAAAAUCCCGCGCGACGUCUACGAGGACGAGCUGGUCCCCGUGUUCGAGUCGGUCGGCCGCAUCUACGAGAUGCGGCUGAUGAUGGACUUUGACGGGAAGAACCGCGGCUACGCCUUCGUGAUGUACACGGCCAAGCACGAGGCCAAGCGCGCCGUGCGCGAGCUCAACAACUACGAGGUGCGUCCGGGCCGGCUGCUGGGCGUGUGCGGGAGCGUGGACAACUGCCGCCUCUUCAUCGGGGGCAUCCCCAAGACCAAGAAGCGCGAGGAGAUCAUGGAGGAGGUGUCCAAGGUGACGGAGGGCGUGCUGGACGUCAUCGUCUACGCCAGCGCCGCCGACAAGAUGAAGAACCGCGGCUUCGCCUUCGUGGAGUACGAGUCCCACCGCGCCGCCGCCAUGGCACGCAGGAAGCUCAUGCCAGGGCGCAUACAGCUGUGGGGUCACCAGAUCGCCGUGGACUGGGCGGAGCCGGAGAUCGACGUGGACGAGGACAUCAUGGAGACGGUGAAGAUCCUGUACGUGCGCAACCUGAUGAUGGAGACGUCCGAGGAGACGCUGCGGCGCAUCUUCGGCCAGUUCAACCCCGGCUGCGUGGAGCGCGUCAAGAAGAUCCGCGACUACGCCUUCGUGCACUUCGCCAGCCGAGACGACGCCGUGGUCGCCAUGGACAACCUGAACAACACGGAGAUCGAAGGUUCCUACAUCGAGGUGACCCUGGCCAAGCCAGUGGACAAGGAACAGUACAGCCGCUACCAGAAGGCCACCAAGGGCUCGGGCAGUCCGGCCGCCCCCAGCGAGGCUAGCAGCCAGCAGGGCUACGUGUACCAGUGCGACCCCUACACCCUGGCCUACUACGGCCACCCCUACAGCACCCUCAUCGGCCCCAAUAGAGAGUACUUCACCAAAGGAAAUAUACAACUGGUCCAUUCAGAAGUGCCACAUCGCGAAAACUAUACAGGUGCAGUGCGAGGCCGUGGCAGAGCAGGUGUGAGCAGCCGCACACCUGGGCCGCGCGGGUCCUACCUGGGCGGGUACUCCGCCGGGCGCGGCAUCUAUAGCCGCUACCACGAGGGCAAGGGCCGCCAGCCCGACAAGCCCUACGAGCUCACGCCAGGCCUGGAGCUGGCCGCCAUCAACACCGUGGGCAUGAAACCAGCGACAGUGGCUAUUCCAACUCUAGGGGCGCAGUACCCCGUGUUCUCCACCCCCGGCGCCCCCAAGCUGAUGGACGAUGGGAAGGUCCACGGAAUGGAGCACCUCAUCAACCCUCUGACCUUACAGCAUGACCACACCGGCGCGGCCGCCGUCCUGCCCUCCGUCUCAACACCACCUCCAUUCCAGGGUCGACCCAUCACUCCGGUGUACGCCAUGGCCCACACCAUGCAGCGCAUGCCCACGGGGCUGUACGGCGCCGGCUACAUGCCGCUCACCGCCCACACGGCUAACACGGCCGCGCUGGCCGCGCUGCAGAAGAACGCCGCCGUCGCCGCGGCAGCCUACGGAGGCUACGGCUAUGUUCCUCAGGCGUUUCCCGCGGCAACCUUCCAGAUGCCCCUCCACGACAUCUACCAGACCUACUGAUGGAGUCCUGAACAAGUGUGCUCAGCCAAUGGCAACACUCUCAUGAAGAAUUGCUCAAGAAGUAACUAAAAGAAAUGAAGAAACCGCUCAUGGCCAACCAAAUCCACCAGACCCUCCCCUGGUUUGGACUUUUGCAUUAUUACACGACCGAUAUAGAGAAAACCCAACUCCAGUCCACCACACCCCUCAUCACAAGCCCUCCACACCCCUCCACACCCCAUAAUAAGCAGCACUGCAUAUGAAUGAUUUGCCCUCUUAUUUAUGUAGCUGUGAAAUCACAUUGAUGAAGCAACGUGACCCUGCCCAACUAGCCACCUCUCACCCAACUCCCAACUGAUGAGCCCUUCCCACCCAAUAGCCCAACUAGCCACCUCUCACCCUUAACUGAUGAUCCCUUCCCACCCAAUAGCCCAACUAGCCACCUCUCACCCUCAACUGAUGAGCCCUUCCCACCCAAUAGCCCAACCGGCUUGUUACCCUCCCCAAACUAUGGAAUGUGACCUUAAUUCCACCCUGCCAAAUCUGACCAUUCCAUGCCAGAUUUAAUCUGAUCCACAUGCCCCCACCCCACCCGCACACACACACACACACACACACACACACACCCACACAGCGAGAGACACACACACACUCACACACACACACUCACACUACCCUCUGCAGUUUUGGCACCAUGAGCUUUGAAGGAGUUUGAGCGUCUGUAGCGAUUGGAAAGCUGUGUUUAUGAGCUGCUCUUGGAGGUUGACUUUCCAUCAUUGCUGUUGUUGAACUUUUUCAGAGACAAAAGUUAGACAAAAUAAUGUCUUUAAAAAUGUGUGAAGUCUCAAGGAACUACUGACAUGAAAUGUAAAAUUCAAGAGAAUUCGUAUGUCUUUUUGUCUGCAGUGUUAAUGCAGAGAUUUUAUCACAGAAGAUUAUGACUUCCACUGUUGAGUCAUCUUCCGUCCACUGGAUGAACUACUUUAGCUCAAUUUCUUUAAACUGUUUUCUUCUUUCAUAGAUAUUAUUGCUAUUGCUAUUAUCAUUUAUUUGCUGCUUGUUUGGUUUUAACAGAUUGAGUGUGAAGCUUUAUGUACUGGAACAUGUGUCUUGGGAGACUCUUUGUCUCUGUUUGAGAACUGGAAAAAUAUCUAGAAAGUUAGCAUAAAAAUGAAAGUUAGCAUAAAAAUGCAACUAUGCAAGACAAGAACAACCAACAUUUCAGCCUUUCCAAAACCUUUCAAAAGUGCCUGUUUUACUAUGACUUCCUAGCCACCCUAACAAUUUGUAUAAAGUAGCAGUAAACAAAAGGUUAGCUUAGAGACAGGCCCUGUGCUUGGCUUGUGUGAUGAGACCAAACGUGCCUUAGCUAGCUAGCUCUGCUCUGCUCUGCUCUGCUCUGCAGGUUCACGUAUAGUGUGUGGCUCGCCACCUGCAGUGCGGCACAACCAUUAGCAUUCCACCUGAGCUCAGACCAUCAGCGGCAGGGAGUUUUAGAAUCUGUGUGUGGUCAUCUGACUAUUGCCCAGAAACCACAAAAAUGUGGCAACAAAGUCACAAAUACUUGCUGACUGAACGAUAGCAAGAAGGCUGACACAUACUCGUAAUACUGAGUUGGUAAGUAUUUCACAAUGCCAGGUCCUUGUGAAGAGCAGUCCUUUUCCAGUGAAGUGAAGUGAGCCCCCUGUGUUUGUUGUGACAUCUUUUCCCAGCUGUAGCUUCAGCUUGACCUCAGGCAGCUGCAGUGCAGUUCCUCUCAGCUGCUCAGCUCCAACGACUGAAGCCUCCACAUGAGCUUGUUAUUGAGCUCCUCUGGCCUGGCAGAUCACUGUUAGUACUCCUCUAGUCUAGCUUGCUUCAGCCACGCCCACUGACACACGGAGAGUGCCCUGUGUGGGCCCUGAGGGGUUCUAGAAUGCUCUUAAGUUCUGUACUGCUGGAGGCUUUAGAAAUGUGUGUGUGAGCAGAGAGUGUGAAUGAGUGUGUAGUGUGAACUUGUUUCUUGUGUUUGUGUGAUUAAAUCUGCACUCCAACUCUAACCACUGAGAAAACACAAUGAAAGAAUGAAGAAAUGCCAGUUGUGUUUCUUCCUACGCUUUCAGGAAGAAUUUUAUCUCCACGUGGUCUUAAAUAGGUUAACUGGACCAGAUAAAUAUCAUGGUCAUCUUUACUUUUUAAAAAAUUUCAUUUUUUACAUUUUUGUGUUUCCAAACCCAUGAAAUGGCAGGGGAUGUCCAAGGACUGAGCUUUAUGACGCCUGCUCACCUUUGUACCUAUUUCAGACAUGCUCACUCUGGUAUGUAUCUGUCCUUCUGAAGUCUCACUACUCACAGAAGAGUCCAUUUACAGUGAAACUGUUGUGUUGUAGAGAAACCAUGUUAGUGACAAGUGGGCACACCACUGUCAAUUUAUUGAAAAACCACUGGCACCUGAUGAAGGAUCCACACACACACACACACACACCCUAAGGGCUGUUGUCAGAGCUGGUGUGCUAGUGUGCCUUGUUGUAUUAUGGCAGUGUUUUUGAGAUGUAUUCUAUGGCCUUUUGAGACUGGUAGACUUGUUUAUUACCACAGAGUAAGGAUAUAUAUUUAAUAUAUGCUUCAAAUAUGUUGUGUAUGAAGUAAGAAGAAAAGCGAUAAUAUAUUUUAAAAGAAAUGUUUUUUCCUUCUUUUCCAUGCGCUUAUUUUAGAGAUGAAGCAAAAAAAAAAAAAAACAUGUUUGGUUUGCCAAAGUGUCCAAAUGUGUGAGCCUAGAGUGCGGUGAUGGGAAGGAUAGUGGGUGGAGCUGAGUAGCAAGUGAUUGGCCGGUGUGGUGUAGCUACAGUACAAGCUGGCCAAUCAUGUGUCUAUCCCCAUUAUUACCUCACUCUGAUUGACAUCCUCCUCAGCAGCAGUUUUCACUUGAAGUGCUUAUAGUCCCUGUUCUGACUACUUUAAAAACAAAGCGAACAACACAUAUUUUAGUGAACGUUUUUCAAAGGAUUGUAGUGUGUAAGGGUUUUUAGUGUGCCUUAUUGCCAAAUGUUCUAGAGUUUUUCUUUGUUGAACUAUUUUCUAUCAUGCAUUUGUUUGUUAAAGCUUAUUUGGCAUUUAUGUAUUUAUAGUGGUUAAGUAGUUGAAUAAAGCAUUUUCAAAAACACGUCAAAA